CCCCUCCGCCCCGGCCUUCACCUGGAGUUUCUUCAGGCUCCAGGUUUCCCUGCCAACCACGAGGAGUCCAAGGAGGAAAAAGCGGAGCAUAGGCGCCUAUAACCCACGCCUCCCACGCCUUUUCCAGCCCGAGAUCGCCCAGGCAGGGAUGGGCGUCAAGAUCUGGCUGCCCUUCCCGGUGGUCCUCUUGGCCUCUCAGCUGCUGCCUGGGGCGGCCGGCUUCACGCCCUCCUUAGACAGCGACUUCACGUUCACUCUUCCGGCCGGCCAGAAGGAGUGUUUCUACCAGCCCAUGCCCCUGAAGGCCUCGCUGGAGAUCGAGUACCAAGUUUUAGAUGGAGCAGGAUUAGAUAUUGAUUUCCACCUUGCCUCUCCAAAAGGAAGAACCUUAGUUUUUGAACAAAGAAAAUCAGAUGGAGUUCACACGAUAGAGACUGAAGGCGGUGACUACAUGUUCUGCUUUGAUAAUACAUUCAGCACCAUUUCUGAGAAGGUGAUUUUCUUUGAAUUAAUCCUGGAUAAUAUGGGAGAACAGCAAGAACAAGAGGACUGGAAGAAAUACAUUACUGGCACAGAUAUGUUGGAUAUGAAACUGGAAGACAUUCUGGAGUCCAUCAACAGUAUCAAGUCCAGACUAAGCAAAAGUGGUCAUAUCCAAACUCUGCUUAGAGCAUUUGAAGCUCGUGAUCGAAACAUACAAGAAAGCAACUUUGAUAGAGUAAAUUUCUGGUCUAUGGUUAAUUUAGUGGUAAUGGUGGUAGUGUCAGCCAUUCAAGUAUAUAUGCUGAAGAGUCUAUUUGAAGAUAAGAGGAAAAGUAGAACUUAAAACUCCAAAGUAGAGUACUUAACAUUCAAAAAAAGGGGCAGAAAAAUGCAAUAAACUGUUACAGUCAAGACCAUUAAUAGUUGUUUGCAAAACGUUUUCAUAAGUGUGAAAUAAAUAUUAAUUUUAACGUGAAAGGAAAGGCUUCACUUUCAUCUGUGCAAGUAAUCUUAUUGUUCCAGUUGUACUUAAGUGUAUAACAAGUAUUUUGCAGGUAUAAAUGAAUGAAGCCAUAUUAGUAACGGCAGUUUCCUACGUUUGAAAAAAUUUUGCAAAUGUCAUAGGUGAUUUAAAUAAAUGAACUUUGGGCCUAAAUGUAACACUGAACUAUGUUUUUAAAAGAUUGUUACCCAAAAGUUUCUUUGUAAAUGUGGCAAUUACAAAUUAACUGUAGAAGUUUUUCAAUAUAUUAAGUUAUAAAUCAUCUGAGAAUUACCUAAUCAUGGAUAUCUUUAGA
This is a messenger RNA of Lipotes vexillifer (Yangtze River dolphin), 1280 nucleotides long. It is a transcript of the gene TMED5, whose product is annotated as transmembrane p24 trafficking protein 5. Lineage: Eukaryota; Metazoa; Chordata; Mammalia; Artiodactyla; Lipotidae. The transcript has 4 exons. The coding region runs from base 149 to 826 and encodes 225 amino acids. The record is from RefSeq and is a predicted model, not a curated record.